AGACAGCCUCCUGAGCCAGAUCACAGGUUCAAGAUGAUUUCGUCAUUAUGCCUGUUGGGGACACUUUGUUGCCUCGUGCUCCCAGGCCUUCUGGAUGCCAAAUCCUUGCUGAAUGUCAUCCAGCAGGAAGCAGAGAUGGUCCCUGUGAGCAUCAACUCAGAGAAAGCCAACAACUUCCUGUCUCACACCAGACCGAAGCGUAACGCCGACCCCAGGUGGUACCGAGGAAACCCGGACUUCCAGGCGUACUACAGAUACUACAGCAGCAUCGGACACACCGAGGGGCUCUACGAGAUCGACAAGCUGAGGAUGCUCUACCAGCAGAUGCGCUACCUGGAGCAGGCCUACGGCCCGAACGCCUCCUAUUUCCAGAGCAAACUGGGCGUGCCGAUGAUCAUGUGCGACCCGACCACAGACAAAAGGUGCAAAGUUGCUCCUCCUCCUUCGAUGAAAGGAGUGCCCAAGGCCAUGGAUCCUCCAGCAACUCCUCCUCCUCUUCCUCCUGCCCCAUCCAUCUCCCAGGCGGACGUGCUCUUCCUGUGUAACAGCAGGGACCCCCUCUGCAAGCCGCACAUCGUCUACCUGCCCAGCGGUGCCGUGCCCGUGCUCUGCGACCCUCGCUACCACCCCCAUUGCACCCCGCAGAAGGCACCACCCCCGCCCCCUGUAGAAGCUUUCAAAGGUCCUCUACCAAAGAAAUCCCCCCUGCCUCCUCCAAGCCUGGUCACGAAGUCUGCCCCGGCCCCCGUCCGCACCUUCAAGAGCAUGGAGUACGACUGCGACCCCUACUGGGACCCCGACUGCCUGAUCGACCACCCGCCCAGACCCAUGAAGGGAAAGGUUGUAGUCCCACCACCUCCUCCUCCUCCUCUAGAGGAGGAUGAAGAGGAGGAGGAGGAACCUGUGGAGGAGCCAGCACCUCCUGCACCCAUGAAGAAACUAAAAAUGUACCCUCAUUCCUACUACUACCCUCACGUCUACGACCCCAGGGAUGAGCUGUACGACCCGGUCCGCUACCAGUACCCCCAGCCAGGCGCCGGAGACGAGCCUGCAGAGGGGAGCAAAUGACCGCGAGGAGUCUGAGGGAGAGCGUCUAUUUAAACAAAUGUAAAGUUGACUGAAAACGUCCAUCCAGGCUGCAUAAAGUCACCGUGAUGAAAAAUGUCUGAGUGCAUGAAUGAGCUGUUGUGAAUAAAAAUCUGUCACCGUGUUAAAAAAAAAAAAAACUAACUUCAGUCGAUACGAUUUAUUGAUUUAUGAGACAAUAAAAUGAGUGAAAUCA
Nematolebias whitei (Rio pearlfish) is the source of this 1282-nucleotide messenger RNA. RefSeq names its product actinodin3 (gene and3). The transcript is spliced from 5 exons. The coding region runs from base 34 to 1068 and encodes 344 amino acids. The record is from RefSeq and is a predicted model, not a curated record. Lineage: Eukaryota; Metazoa; Chordata; Actinopteri; Cyprinodontiformes; Rivulidae.